CAUCCCAUGCCCAAUCCAGUCAGAGGCGGCGUAGACGAUCAUCAAGAGCCCCUGUCGCGACUACGACUCGACACGACAAGACGCAGGCUGGAGUAGCAUUGCACUAGAUUCUCCUCUCCCCUCGACUGGCUGCCUCGCCCUCAUCCUGGCCCUCGUCCUCGACCCGCAUCGCGCCGCGCCCACCUCUCGCCCACGAUGCCAGCUGCCAUCCCCUCGUCCUCAUCACAACCCCUCGCCCCCCUCACAGGCGGCGCUUCCUCGACGAGCGCAGCAGAAGCGGCCGCAGCAGCCGAGUUUGCGUCCAAGAAGUACGUCUGGAUCCCUUCGCCCGACGCAGGCUACCUCUCCGCCUACGUCAUCAACGAGAACCCAGCAAAGGACACCACCGUCGUAGUAUGCGUCGACGAUGGGAGUCAGAGAACAGUUCAGAGUGGCGAGAUCUCGCGCCAGAAUCCUCCACGAUUCGAGCUGAGCGAGAAUAUUGCCGACUUGACCUUUUUGAGCGAGGCAGGCGUCAGCCAUUGUUUGAGGCAGCGCUAUCAGCGCGGACUCAUCUACACAUACUCGGGCCUCUUCCUCGUAGCCGUCAAUCCCUAUCACAACCUUCCCAUCUACACCGACAGCGUAGUGGCAGCAUACAAGGGGAGAAGAAGAGAGGAGAACCCGCCGCACGUAUACGCAGUAGCGGACGAGGCUAUGCGCAACAUGCUGGACAAUCGGGAGAACCAGAGCUUGCUCAUCACGGGCGAGUCGGGGGCGGGAAAGACGGAAAAUACCAAGAAGGUGAUUCAAUACCUCGCCGCCGUCGCUGCGGAUAUGGCGCCGGGCAGCAGCGGCAGCAACGACGCAACGUCCUCGACCUCCGCGUCGCCCUCGGUGCUGGGCGCCCUCACCCGCUCGGGCAGCUCACGCUACGUCAUGGACAGGCUGGAUGGUAACUCGGCAAUAGGGCAGAAGCGUCUCGGUCUGCUCGAGAGGCAGAUUCUCCAGGCCAAUCCCAUCCUCGAAGCAUUCGGCAACGCGCAGACGAUCCGCAACAACAACUCGAGUCGCUUCGGCAAGUUUGUGCGCAUCGAAUUUACGUCGGUGGGCGCCAUUGCUGGAGCGAACAUCGACUGGUACCUCCUCGAAAAGUCCCGCGUGCACAAUCGCAGCGAAAAGGAGAGGAGUUUCCACGUCUUCUAUCAGCUGCUGAGGAGUGGAGAGAGGGAGUUGCUCGACAAGCUGCUCCUCACGGGCAACCCGGGCGACUAUGCCUACCUGAAAGGGUCGCGCCAGAACGUCGAAGGCAUGGACGAUACGGCCGAGUGGCAGACGCUGAAGAAGGCGCUGGAUACAGUCGGUUUCAGCGGUGAGGAGCAGCACAACUUGUUGCGCGUCGUAGCGUCUAUCCUCCAGGUUGGCAACAUCGAGCUGGCCUCGGACCGCUCAGAGCAGGCGCGCAUUACCAACCCUGCGCAAGUGGAAAAAGCCUGCCAUCUCCUCGGGGUCCCCGAGUCGGAGCUCACCAAAGCCCUCCUCCGUCCGCGAGUCAAGGCCGGCCGCGAGUGGGUGACUCAGUCGCGCACGGGGAGGCAAGUCGUCGAGGAGAUGGCCGCCCUGUGCAAGACGCUCUACGAGAAGACGUUUGCGCGCAUCGUCGCGCGGAUCAACACCGCUCUGGACCGGCCCACGUCCAAGAGUACGUUCAUCGGGGUACUGGACAUAGCGGGCUUCGAAAUUUUUGAGCACAACAGCUUCGAGCAGCUCUGCAUCAAUUACACAAACGAGAAGCUUCAGCAGUUCUUCAACCACCACAUGUUCGUCCUCGAGCAGGAGGAGUACAGUCGAGAGGGCAUCGAGUGGGACUUUGUCAACUUUGGCCUCGACCUGCAACCCACCAUCGAUCUGAUUGAGAGCUCGACGCCUGUGGGGAUCCUGAGCUGUCUGGACGAGGAGUGUAUCAUGCCCAAAGCGACGGACGAGACCUUUACGGAGAAGUGUGCGCGCAUCUGGGGAGCGAACAAGGAUGGGAGCGCGAGGGAUGUGCAGGGAGCGGCAGCGGCCAAGGAGAGGGGUGUGGCGCACGGCUCGACGAAGUUUGUGGCCGCUCGCUUCGCUACAGGCUUCACCGUGAGGCACUAUGCGGGGAAUGUGGAGUACCGUACGGAGGGGUGGCUGGACAAGAACAAGGAUCCGCUCAACGAUAACCUCACGCGCGUCAUGGCCGAGUCGACGGAUCGUUUUGUGGCGGGCCUCUUCGCAGAGUACCUCCCCGACGACGAGGCCACGCCGAGCGCAGCAUCAGCAGGGCCCAAUGGCGUCAGCGCCUCGCCCGCCAAGCGUCGCCAGAAGCGUGGCGCCUUCCGUACCCUCGCGCAGAAGCACAAGGAGCAGCUCACGACGCUGAUGAACCAGCUGGGCAGCACCCAACCACACUUUGUCCGCUGCAUAGUCCCCAACGCCACUCGCACCCCAGGCGUCAUGGCGCUCCCGUUGGUCCUAGAGCAGCUCAGGUGCAACGGCGUGCUAGAGGGCAUCCGAAUCGCGCGCUUGGGUUAUCCGAAUCGUCUGCUGUUCAACGAAUUCCGCACCAGGUACGAGGUACUCACGCCGGACAUUAUCCCGCGAGGAUACAUGGACGGGCGUAAAGCUGCGCAACGCAUGAUAGAGGCCCUCGCCCUGGACGGAGGCGUUGUCAAGAUUGGGCUGACCAAGAUCUUCUUCAAAGCUGGGGUUCUCGCCGAGCUCGAGGAGAGGAGGGAUGCCUUGCUUUUCGAGAUCUUCUCGCGCUUCCAGGCGGGAUGCCGGAUGUUCACCGCGAGGAGACAGAUGAAAAAGGUGCUCAAUCGCGCUGCGGCUGUGCGGACUAUCCAGCGAAAUGCGCGCCUCUACGUCGAGCUGCGCGACUGGCCCUGGUGGCAGCUCUACAGUAAAGUACGCCCCCUCCUCAAGGCGACACGCCACGACGAGGAGCUGAAGCGCAAGGAGGCGGAGCUCGCCCUCGCGACGGAGAGAGCGCAGCGUGACGCCAAGGAGCGGGAAGCCCUUGCUGCGCUCAAGGCCGGGCUUGAGAGCGAGAAGCAGCGCGUCGAGGAGCAGCUCGACUCUGAGCGCGCCUUGCUGGCAGAGAAGGACCAGCAGCUUACGCGAUCACGCGAGAGGGAGGCCGGGCUAGAGGAGGACUUGGCGGCCAUGCAGCGCGACGUGGAUCAGCUGGACGACCAGCUCGAGCGGGCCAUGCGUGGGCAGAAGGAGGCGGAGGGUGCGCGACUGGAGCUGCAAGCCGCGUUCGACCAGGCGGCGGAACAUCUCUUGCGACUCGAGGCGGGGCAAAAGGAGUGGCAAGAGCGAGAGGCGACCCUCACCUCGGAUUUGAGCGCGCAAAGCGCCACGCACGCCGACUUACUCGCGCAACGCGAUGCCCUCGUCGCUGUGCGCGGGGAGUUGGAGCGCAAAGUCAAGGCGGGCGGGGAGGACCUGGAUCGACAUCAGAAGCGACUCAAUGCGCGUGUGAGCGAGCUGGAAGGCCUGCUUGCGGCGGAACAGGAGGGGCGAGGGGUGGAGCAGAGCGAGGUGAAGAGGCUGCGCGACGAGGUGCGCAAGGUGGGCUUCGAGCUCGAGGAGGCAAGACGGGCUGCUGAGGCUGCGCAGGGCGCGGUCAAGGAGCGCGAGGGGCGCGUGACGCUGCUGGAGAAGGAGCUCGCAGAGGCCAAGACUGCGCACGAGACGGCGCAACGCCAGCAGAGUGAAUCCGUCACCAAGCUGCGUGCUGAGCUCGCAACGGCCAAGGCCGAAGUAACGCAAGGCGCCAAGGCGCGAGAGGCUCUGCAGCGCGACCUGGAUGAGACUCGACGCGUCAUCGAGGCUAAAUCGAGCGAGGACGUCAAGCAGCGCGAGGUGCAGCGUAUCAAGGAGGAGGAGCUUGCUGGGCUGCGCAACCAGAUGGGCGAGCAUGCCAAGGAGAAACAAGCGGCCCUCGAGCAGGUCAAUGCGCUCAGAGCACAGCUGGACGGUGCGAAGCGACAGCACGCCGAGACGACUACGGCGCAGCGCAACCUGACCGCCAAGCUGGACGAACACACCAAGAAGGCGGGAGAGGCGGCCAGCGAGCUCGCUGCAACUCAGGCGGCUCAUCGUGCCACGCGUGGCGAGAUGGAGGGGCACAAGCAGCGUGCCGAUACGGCGGAGUCUGCGCUGGAAAAGCUCAAGGCGGCCAAGGGGGAGCUGGAUGCGGCGUUGAGUGGCGCCAAUGCUGAGCUGCAAGACCACGAGGACGCCCUCAUCGAGUGCGAGCGCUCUCGCUCCGCAUGGCAAGCCCAGGCCGAGGAGACUGCGCAGUUACUCGAGGCGGAGCAACAAGCGCGGGCCGAGGCUGAGCAGGCUGUACGACGUUCCCGCUCUCACGCCGAGCAGCAGGCGACAGCAAAGGAUGCAGAGCUGGCAAAGAUGCGCAACGAGAUCGCCCUCCUCUCGGGAGACCUCCGCAAGGCUCAAUCCCUCACGGGCAAGACGACGAUCGAGCACGUCCACGUGUACGCCGAGGCGAAGCGCAAGACGGACGACGAGUUGCGGGAGAUGCGUGCCGAUCUGGAGAAGUUGGGGAGGGUAAAUGCGAGUUUGGAGAAGGUCAAGAUGAGGUUGAUGGGCGAGAAUGAGGAUCUAGUGCGCGAGAAUGCGCGGCUCAAUCGCGCGCAGGCCGGAGCGGGGGCGGCGGUGGCGGCUGCUACGACGACGCUGCAAGACGGCAAGGUGCCCAGCUCCUCCUCCUCGUCGACGGCCCUCCGUGGAGUGGAGCGCGAACGGGACGAAGCGCUCAGCCACUCGCGUCGUACAGCGCUUGCUCUCGAAUCACUGCGCGAGCAGAGCGAGGCGCGGAUCGUCGAGUUGGAACGACAGCUUUCUUCCUCUCACCUUGCGCACACCAAUACGUUUACCAAUCUGCAGGACAUCGUACGACAGGAGGAGGAGAGUAAGGCUAGCGCUUCGCGACCGGGUAGUCCGUUUAAGCGCAAGUUGCUCGAAGAGCUCUCUAAUGGUCAUCGAGCCCUCGAGGCGGAUAUUGCUGCCAAGAGUCGGAUGCUCAAGGGGGCCAGAGUGGCUCCGCGACGCUCGAACGGGGGGACGCACUCGGACUUUUCGACCAACAGCAACGGCACGGGCACCACGCCCGCAUCGAUGAAGCGGACCAGUACGGACCUUGGCGGGGUGGCGGCGCGCAAUACCACGGAUGAGGCGCAGCGAUUACAGCGCGUUGUCAAGGAGCAGGCUAUCGAUCUUGCUGCGUUGAAGCAGGGGGUCGGGGAGGCGGAACAGCGUGCGCGAUACUGGCAGAGGGAGGCUGAGAGGUUGGCGGGGCACGCGGGGCAUGCGGGGCCUGCGGGGAAGACGAGCAGCUCGCCGCCAUUGAAGGGGGGAGUGGCGGGGGCAAAGGUGCCGCGUUGAGGCGUACGUGCGUGCGUGCGUGCGUGCGUGCGUUCGCGCGAAUGGACUUGGACUCUUGGAGAUGGUGGCAAGGACUCUAUCUACCUAUCUCAUCGGCUCGCGCGUCUUUCGGUCUCUCUACCCACCUGCCUACCUACCUACCCUCUCGACCCUGUAUAUCGCGCUGUGCUUGCUGCCUGAAUGUAAAUGAAUGGCGCGAAUUCGAAUCGAUCAGGA
Molecule: messenger RNA, 5640 nt
Organism: Jaminaea rosea
Lineage: Eukaryota; Fungi; Basidiomycota; Exobasidiomycetes; Microstromatales
Exons: 1
Coding region: 196-5424 (1742 amino acids)
Biological process (GO): vesicle transport along actin filament; actin filament organization
Cellular component (GO): actin cytoskeleton; cytoplasm; vesicle
Molecular function (GO): actin filament binding; microfilament motor activity; ATP binding
Source: RefSeq, a predicted model, not a curated record